Ectocarpus sp. CCAP 1310/34 is the source of this 2280-nucleotide messenger RNA. The record is from the annotation of a GenBank genome assembly. NCBI's taxonomy places the organism in Eukaryota, Phaeophyceae, Ectocarpales, Ectocarpaceae.
AUGCGUCUUCGUCAGCGAUCGGUUAGCCGAACAGCGGGGGCCAACGCUGGCGUUCAGAGUGCUACGGGGGGCAUUUGCGAGCACGCCGCUGCGUCGUUGGAGGCGCUUGACAAGAACACGGUGGUGAACGCGACGCCUAUCUUUUUCAACGGCAUCAACGGAUGUCCGCACGCGGGUUUGACCGCGUGUAUCUCGCAAGCCCGAGCUAAAGCGUUCUUGUCGGAAGUCGAAGAAACGUUGUUGUUGGGGAUGGUGGCGGAGGCAAAAGACGUCGGCGUGUACCCAGUCGUCCAACUAAGCAAGUGGGGAUACGCCGUGAGCGAGAGGCGGAGUGACGGCAAGGGCAAGGGCAAGGGCAAGGGCGCGUCGAGAAAGAUCACUGCUGCCCGGGGCUUGAUGUGCAAGGCAAACCGGGGGGGACCCUGUAGCGAGUUCGAGAAGAAGAACCGAAAGUGUCUUCACACGUUGGUGGUCGCCCUUGCGCUUUGGCAAGAGGAGGGUAUGCGAGAUGAAGGGCUGGGUGUCGAGCAGGUAGACGUGGAUGGAGGUAGAAUUCCAGAUGGAACGCCGCGCACGGCGCAGAAAAUGCUCGACAAGGAUGCACCGGCGUAUCGCAAGUGCUUGGCAAACUGCCUGAACACCAUGUCGGUCAUCAAGUUCCCGGAGAACCUCCCUUUCGGCCUGGGACGUCGUGGUGCCACCACCAACGCAAACGCCAGCAUCACGUACACUACAUCUCAGAAGACGUGUUCAGGGUGUGGUCGUGACUUCCCUGCGGAGAGUCAGCAUAGCGUGGUUCCGACUCGGUUGACAGAGGGACCAGGCAUGUCGAAAGUGAACGUGCACACAAACGAGUGUGAGACGUGCGGUAUCCACGGAUUCGCCAAUGACAACUGGCGGGAGACUGGUCUGUUCAACUACAACAACAGCUACCUGGUGGAGCUGUCUAUCCUAUACAGAUGCCUGGAGGCGUUCACCAGGGGUACGACUAUAUGCGCCGUCUUCGAGACGUUUUUAGAACCUUUGGCGAGUGACCUGGUCUGGAUCAAGGCGAACCCUGAUCUCAGCAAAAGGCUCGCAAACGGCACCAACUUGCUCAACGUGCUCAACAGCAUUUUCUUGGCGUUCCUGGCCCUCAUCGACCACACUUUCGAGUUUCGGUGCUGGAUGUGGGGGAAGUUUCCGCCGAUGCUCACUUUCGACGCCUGCAACUCGGUGACUCUGGGGCAAGUGAUCGCGUCGACACCCGAGCAAGACAUAAACACUGACCUCGUCAUGAAUCUUCUGCAGUUGAGCAUUGUAUCGCCGGCCUGGUUCGGCGGCACAAGGGUACAGUUUGUGGUCGGGGCCGGGGAGACGGUUGGAAACGCGCCAGCGUGGGUGUCGCCAGACAUUCGACUGUCGGAGAUCUUCCACAAGACACAGCGUGGGGUGUUGCAGGGAAGCAACAACACCGCCUUCGUUGAGCAAGGUAAUGGCGCUUUCCUUAUCGAGAGGCUGGAGGGGAAGGCGAUCGGUGACCUGUCCGGCAUGAACGUGGCGACCCUGAAAGGGCACAUGAAGGCCUGCUGGCCCGAUGGAGGCGUUUCAAAGUUCUCGACCAAGGAGCCGAUGGUGUCGAUCCUGCAGCAGCUGCACUCGUUUUGGGAAUCAGAUGGCAACCCCAACCGCAGGUCUUGCUCGAAGCAUUUCGUGAGCCGAGAACGUGGCGUUGCAGAAGGGGUGAUGGGCGUCUUCACGCCGAAUAAGGUCAUGGUUAUCCACAAGGUGCUGCUUACUGCGAAGAGCGUGGUGGACAUGAGCGACUGCAUAGGGGCUUGCCAGAGGAAUUGGAACCCCCCCUCGAACGGUGACGUGGUAAGCAAACUAGGGAAGUACUGGUGGAUCGGGAAGGCAGGAAAAGACUUAGACCCGAAGAAAAGGGGGGAGGGAGGAGUCGGAUUCCUGGUCAAGGAAUACUUGUUUGACGUGGUGGAAGUAGUGGUGAAAACGGAGUUCGAGGAAAGCCUAUGGCUUAAGAUACCUGGGGAGCGGGGAAAAGUGUUCUGUAAGCUGCUGGACGAUAGGAUAGUGGGAGUGUUGGAGAAGGAACAUGGCAUAAGUGAGGGCCAGGCAGGAUUCCGAAAGAAGAGGGGGUGCGUAGACCAGGUUUUGACGGUAGGGAGAAUCAUCCAAGGUAGAAAGAGGGCGGGAAAGCCGACGUACUGCUUCUUCCUGGACGUGAAAAAGGCAUACGACACCGUAUGGAGAAAUGGGUUGUGGAAACAACUGUCCAAAUAC